Messenger RNA from Solea senegalensis (Senegalese sole), 4895 nucleotides. RefSeq names its product solute carrier family 6 member 1b (gene slc6a1b). Gene Ontology annotation, cellular component: axon; cell surface; plasma membrane. Gene Ontology annotation, biological process: neurotransmitter transport; sodium ion transmembrane transport. NCBI's taxonomy places the organism in Eukaryota, Metazoa, Chordata, Actinopteri, Pleuronectiformes, Soleidae. The record is from RefSeq and is a predicted model, not a curated record. The transcript is spliced from 15 exons. The coding region runs from base 592 to 2406 and encodes 604 amino acids. Gene Ontology annotation, molecular function: gamma-aminobutyric acid:sodium:chloride symporter activity.
GAGGAUGCUCCUCUUUCAAACCUGCAGCCAUCUCAGUGGUGGAAAUGUUGGAGUUGGGGAGGGUCGACUUUGAGGUGACAUUGACGCUGUGUAGAUGGGAGUGAGGAUCUUGCGCUCCAUAUUACGUCCCUGCUCGCUUCAGCUGAGACGGCGGCAGCUCUUUUCCCCGUCUUCUCUCCCCUCCUCUCUUUCAGCACCACUCCUUUAAGGACAGCACCUCGCAGUCAAAGACGCAUUUUGUCCACGCCAUCCUCUCGCCUCAGGAUCAUAUGUCUCUGGCUCUGCUUUCGUCGGAUUGAAAGUUUUCACACCGCUUUUCAUCUGUGAAAGUGCGGGGAGGAAACUUAUUAAAUUCGGAUUUCCCCGUUGGGAAAUAAAUCCGGAAAGGAAAAGGAUUGUAUUGGUCGCUGGAUCGCCACUAAGGUGCCUCCGCUUCUGUCCCUAACCACUGCCACUGCCCCGAUUAUUCGUCUCCGCUCGACAGCUGUCUGGGCGCUGGGUGAACAGGACGAAGAAGCUACUGCUUGUCUGGACCGGUGCUGAAACUCCCUCGCCUCCACUGGUCAGGACUAUCGGACACGCACAUUGAUCAUGGCCACCAACGGGACCAAAGCCUCGGACGGACACGUCUUAACGGAGACGGUGAAUGACGCGCCCACCAACACGCCAAACGACAAACCCAAAACCUUGGUGGUGAAAGUGCAGAAGAAAAAGGAGAUACCGGAGAGGGAAACGUGGGCUGGGAGAUUUGACUUUCUUCUCUCGUGUGUCGGAUACGCAAUCGGACUCGGGAAUGUCUGGAGAUUUCCUUAUUUAUGUGGAAAAAACGGAGGAGGGGCCUUCUUGAUUCCUUACUUUUUGACCCUCAUAUUUGCUGGCAUGCCUCUGUUCUUACUGGAGACGGCUCUUGGUCAGUACACUUCUAUUGGAGGGCUUGGAGUGUGGAAACUGGCUCCCAUGUUCAAAGGUGUGGGUCUGGCUGCUGCUGUUCUGUCCUUCUGGCUCAAUAUCUAUUACAUUGUAAUCAUUUCCUGGGCUAUUUACUAUCUGUAUAAUUCCUUCACUGCUGACCUGCCAUGGCAGACUUGUGGAAAUCCCUGGAACACUGAGCGCUGCUUUACCAACUACAGCAUUGCAGACAGCAGGAACUUAACCAGCGCUGUGGUGGAGUUCUGGGAACGCAACAUGCACCAGCUGACCGAUGGUUUGGAGAAGCCUGGGGAGGUCAGGGUCCCAUUGGCUAUCACACUCGCCAUUGCGUGGGUGCUCGUCUAUUUCUGUAUCUGGAAGGGGGUCAGCUGGACUGGGAAAGUGGUGUACUUCUCUGCCACAUACCCUUACUUUAUGCUGUUUAUCCUGUUUUGCCGUGGAAUCACUCUACCGGGUGCAAUGGAUGGGGUCCUCUUCUAUAUCACACCAGAUUUUAACAAACUGAAGGAGUCUGAGGUGUGGCUGGACGCUGCCACUCAGAUCUUCUUCUCCUAUGGGCUGGGAUUAGGCUCUCUGAUCGCACUUGGAAGCUACAAUCCCUUCCACAACAACGUGUACAGAGAUUCUGUCAUUGUGUGCUGCAUCAACUCCUUCACCAGCAUGUUCGCUGGCUUUGUCAUCUUUUCUAUCGUGGGAUUCAUGGCCAAUGUGACAAAGAGGCCUAUCGCUGAUGUGGCAGCCUCAGGGCCUGGCCUGGCAUUUUUGGCUUAUCCUGAGGCCGUCACCCAGCUGCCCAUCUCUCCCCUCUGGGCCAUUCUCUUUUUCUCCAUGCUGCUCAUGCUGGGAAUUGACAGCCAGUUCUGCACUGUUGAAGGCUUCAUCACUGCACUGGUUGACGAAUUCCCUCACGUUCUCCGAAAACGCAGAGAGAUCUUCAUCGCGGUUGUCUGCCUCGUUUCUUACAUUAUUGGACUGUCCAACAUCACACAGGGUGGACUGUACGUAUUCAAGCUAUUUGACUAUUACUCAGCCAGUGGAAUGUGCUUGCUCUUCCUCGUCUUCUUUGAGUGCAUCUCAAUUUCAUGGUUCUAUGGUGUGGACAAAUUCUAUGACAACAUUGAGGAAAUGGUUGGCUUUAGGCCCUGUCGGUGGUGGAAGGCCUGCUGGGUCGUGUUCACUCCACUCAUUGUGGCUGGAGUCUUCUUGUUUAGUGCAGUCCAGAUGGUUCCACUCACCUUGGGUGAUUAUGUGUUCCCUGCCUGGGGUCAGGGUGUGGGCUGGUGCAUGGCCCUUUCCUCCAUGAUGCUCAUCCCAGGCUACAUGGGCUACAUGUUCCUCACACUCAAAGGCACAUACAAAGAGCGUCUGCGGUUGAUGAUCAAGCCUUUGGUCAUGGUGAAGACUCAGGAAAAUGGCCCGGACCAGCAGACAGAAAACCACAGUCAGAACCCAGCUAAUGAGGAAGCCUACAUCUAGAAACCUUUGCCUUUCCCUGUGUCAACAGCCAGACUGGCAUUCUACGACAGAAAAGUGUAAUCAAGGUUGGGAACGACCACCAGACGUCCAUGUCUGCUUUUAUUCACCUACCUCCUGGGGACACGUGAGACCAACCUGAUUACACGGUUAUUUUUAGGGGUUUUUCUGUUUGUUUAUUUGUAUAAUACAGAAUUAUGGAACUUAAAAGGAAAAACAAACUAUCCAGCAAAGUUGUUGUGAUAUUAUGAAUUUCAUUAUGCAAAAAAAAGUUAGUCAGACAGAGACAUAACGUAGUACAUUACUCUCUCUUGAAUAUAUAUAAUUUAAAUUUGGCCCACAUUGAUUACAUAGUAGGUAUUGUGCUACUUUGAAGAUGAAUUAAUAUACUAAAAAUACAAUUACUGUACAAAGAAAAAAAAAAUAUCAGUGACUGCAUUUUGCUUGUACAUGAAUAAAUACGUUAAAUGAAUGCAGUGUCGUAGGUGGAGAAAUACAAUUUGAAGGUUUGUGAAAUUAAAUUUAAAUAUGGACCAAUGUACAAGAGGUUAGGACAAAUCUGCUUGUAUGUAGGACAUAUAUGUUAGCCAGACGAUCACCCCCUUGCAGGAUCCUGCAGUUUAUCUGAAGUGUUUACCACCCAUGUCUGGGGCAUCCUUUGAAAAGCACAAGUUAUGGAAUACGAAGCAUCCAGGUCUUUUUUCUUUCUUUCUUUCUUUCUUUCUUUCUUUCUUUCUUUAAUUUUUUUUCCUCGACUGAAACCUGUGGCAUAGCAAAAAUAACUUCCAUAGUAUUACAUAGCAAGAGACUGUUAUAAUUGUUUCUUUGUUUUCUAAAGAACAAUAACUUUGUAUGUCGUCUGAAUCUUUUUGUAGAAUAAUUGUAGGUCGUUUGCUAUGUGUGAGAGUGAGAAGGACCAAAUCAUACUCAAGUUUGAAAGUUUGGGGCAGACAUUUGACCCACUGACUAUAUCACUGGAUUAAAUCAAGCAUCCCCUUUUUCUCACUCUAGAACAAUGAGGUAGUAAAUGCAGCAUCCGCCUACAAGCACAAUUUGGAUCUGUAAACUACCACCUGUAACAAUUAGGGAGUAGCCAUUAUAGAAAUCCUGUGUUUGCACUGUGCAUAUGAUAUAUCUGGCUGUUAUUCACAAAAUGUAGAUUUUCCUUCUAAAAACCCAGUUAAGGGGAACAAAAGAGUUGUGUUGCAAUAAGCCAAUGCUAAUUCAGAUGUAUAUUUUAGACUGAAUGAGUUAGUUUCAGGGAUCUGCAUUGGAUUUUUGAUGGAUUUCUAUGACAGCUACCACUAUUCUAACAGGAACUGUUUACUUGUUUAUCUGCUUAGUAACCCAUUCCUCAGGAACAAAGGUGGACGUGACCAAAUUCUCUCAGAUACUACCAUUAUAUGCUGAAAUGAUUAAUGCUGUGUUAUAAAAAAAACAAAAAAAAAAAACGAGAAAUGUAACCAAUGUCAAUUUUACUGCCAUUUUCUCCAAUUUAUCCAAAAUCCUACAUUGAGCAGCGACAAAACACAACACACACAAAUUGGUAUAUAUAUGUACUUGGGCACCCUCGAAAGCUGAUCCAAAUAGUUGCCUCUUUUCUUUUUAUAUAUGCUAUUUGCUUAUAGCAUACUCUCUCUCAAUGUAAAUGAACUGUGAUGGCCCUCACUCAGUCAUAAUGUGUUUCUAUCCUGUGGCAAGUGCAGAUUUCCAGACUUAGAGAGAGAAACUUCGGUGCCGUCAAAGCACUGUUAACGUAACAGGACAUAGCCAGAUACUGUACAGGCCAACACCACUGAAUCUACUCCGAUAUACGGUAAAAGAAAACCUAUUAUUACAUAUCAAACUUUGUUUGGCAAUAUUGAGAAUUGUAGGAAGUGAUAUUAUGACAGACCACAGAUAUCCGUGUAUUCAUAUGAAGAAAGAUGAAGAAAAUAUACUUCUGUGGCAGCUACAUGCGACAGGAAUCCCGUUUAUUUUCUUUAAUUUAUGUUUUUUUUUCAAAGACGUGAAUUAAAAAUGUGCAAUGAUAAAGGGUUCUGUGAAUUUUGUACAAAGUUACCAUACUGCAGUUUUCUCUCUUGAAUGAUGUUGUAAACUGAACUGUGUAAUACAUGUAUCUGUGAAUGUCCGUACAACCUGAGUUUUUCUUUUACUUUGUUUAAAUGUUGAACAAAAUGUGAUAUUAUUUGCCGUUUACUGCAAUAAUAUUGUUAUCUCAGAAACUAAAGCACAUAUCUCUCUCAAAUGUAAAAAAAAUAUAUAUAAUUACAAUAACAACAUAGAGUAAUAAUAAUACAAAUUAUAAUGUAAUAGAAAUGUCUAGUCAGAGAAUAUUGUUUUGUAUAUUUUUAGCUGUUUCAUGGGCCUAAUGUAAAAUAUUCAAUGUAAAAAAAAAUAAUUAAAAUAAAUGUCCUUAGAUGGUGUUAUAUCAAAAAGCAUGAUUGCAAUAUAUGUUAUCUGCAAAAAUAAAUAAAGACUAUAGAUUAUAA